AUGGCCUUGUCGUCUACAUCAGCAGCACCUUUGGAAAAGCGACUUAUGAUGGCGCUGUCCGUUGAGGCGUCGCCCACCAUCCCGUCACUCGACCUGGGACAGCUGCUGCCGACACCCACGCUUCCUCCCAUCGUAGGCGAAAUCCAAAGCAUCAUCACUUCGGUCAUCGACGGCGUGACGAGCCUGAUCCCCACCACGAUCCCGUCACCAACCCUGCCCGCCGAGGUGUCCAAUCUGAUUCCAGACGCCACCAUGUCUGUCGACAUCUCGGUGCCCACACCUACCGCGCCUCCCGAGGUGGAAGCAAUUGCACAAUUGGCACAGGGAGCGCUCAAUGCCGUUCCAACCAUGCUCCUCAAGAACCUGGCUGAGAUCCAGAGCCAGCUGAGCUCGGCGCUCUUAGUUGCGGCUACGCAGACACCUACGCCUGUGACAUACAUCACAACUGAAGGAGGCAAGGAGUGCACAAAGACCUACACGCCCACAGUACCGACGUUUGCGACAACGGGAGUGAUCAACCCUCUCUCGAUCCUCGCCGCUGCCAUCCCGCAACCGAGCGAUGUGCUGCAAGACGUAACCUCGGUGAUCGGCGGUGUCACUUCGGUACUCAAGGUGCCCGCUCUGGCGGUGCCGACCAAUCUGGUGCCUCUGCUUAACUCAGCACAGAUGCCUCAGAUCGACGUACCCGGUCUUCUAGGAGACAAGGAGCAUCUCUGCAUCAAGGACGGGAAUGGCAACCAGAUCGGUCUUUGCGCUGAUGGGCCUCUGAUCAACGAUAGCGAGACAAUUGCGUUGUGA
Sporisorium graminicola is the source of this 798-nucleotide messenger RNA. RefSeq lists its product as uncharacterized. Lineage: Eukaryota; Fungi; Basidiomycota; Ustilaginomycetes; Ustilaginales; Ustilaginaceae. The transcript has 2 exons. Bases 1 to 798 code for a protein of 265 amino acids. The record is from RefSeq and is a predicted model, not a curated record.